AAAUUGGCCAGUGCCUGUUGUAACAGUCUUCAAAUACGUCUCUCGGGGUGACGGCAACAACCAGUUGGCUUAAUACACGCCUCGUUAGUAGAACGUGUGUGGAACGGGUUUGCUUUGAAUAACAAUUUCGAUUUAAAAUGUGUGCAGGCUCAUAAAACGCUUUGGAGAUUACCAUUAAAAACUCUGAGCUACACAGAGAAAAAAAAAACAAACAACAUAAAAUCAAAAAUCUUAACUUGAGGCUAACAUUGUCAGUUUAAGAUUACCAAAAAAAUGACUAAAAGCUGAAGCCAAACAUGGAUUUCGAUGAGAUUCUAGCCAAGUGCGGUAACAGCCAUCGCUAUCAGUAUCUACUCUUGGCACUCUAUGGUUACCUGAUGGUCGUCGUGUCCAUGCACUACUUCUCCCAGAAUGUGAUCAGUUUUGUUCCCGAUCACUGGUGCUAUCACGAGCAGCUGGAGAAUCGCAGCUUUGAACAGAUCGCGGCCAUCUACAAUCAGUUCGAGAGACCUUCAUGCACCCGACUGGAAAGUAUUGAUUCAGAGGGACUCAAUGCGACUGUGAGUGAGGAGCGUUGUGAUCGCUGGAUUUAUAACUAUGAUUUUGGUUAUAGGAGCAUGAACAGUGAGCUCAAUUGGGUCUGUGAUGCGGCUUACAAGGCACGCGUGGGGCAAUCAUUUUUCUUUGUGGGCUCCAUGUGUGGCACGCUUUUAUUUGGCGUGUUGGGUGAUCGAAUUGGACGGAUUAAGUCGCUCAUUUUGGCCAAUUGGUGUGGCUUCUUGGGCGACUUUGUGACCAUCUUUACACAGAAUGUGACUGCAUUUUCGAUAACUCGUUUCGUUUCUGGCCUGGCCGCAGACGCAAACUCGUAUUUGAUGUUUAUUCUGAUUUUUGAAUAUGUUUCACCAUCGAUGCGCAAUGUGGGUCUCAACACGGUUUUGGGCAUUUUCUACGCAUUGGGUCUAAUUUGCGCCUCCUGGCUGGCUGUGCUUGUGGGUAAUUGGCGCCUGUAUCUCGCCUGCUCCUCGCUGCCACUGCUGCUGGUCACACUCUUCUAUUUCCUGGUGCAGGAGAGCGCCCAGUGGCUGGUCACACGCAACGAUAUCGAUGGCGCCAUCCGACGCCUGCGACGUGUGGCCAAAAUCAAUCGGCGCGUUGUCAGCGAUGAUGACUUCAAGGCCUUCAACAGCUACUGUCAGCAGCACUACCACAAGGUAGCAAAGGGCGAGGGCGAUGGCGAUGGCAAUGGCGAGAGUGGAGACGCUGGCGAGGAGCCACAGGCCAAGCUGCUUGACAUGCUGAAGACGCCGCGCAUGCGCAGCAGCGCAUUUAAAAUGCUGCUCAUUUUCAUCAUUGUUGUGCCCUGCUACAAUACCCUGGCACGCAAUGUGGAGGGACUGGGCAUAUCGCCGUUUAUAAUGUUCUCGCUGACGGCGUUGACGUUGCCACCGUCGGGCUAUCUGCAGGGUGUGCUGCAGGAUGCCACUGGCCGCAAGAUGACCGCCUUCAGUUGGAUGGCAAUUACGGGAAUUUUCGCAGGAGCAGCAGGACUCGUUAUAGCACAGGGCGAGAAUGGUAGCGUCGUGCUACUAGUCGGCUUGACGCUUGUGGCACGUUUCGGCGUCUCGAUUGCGGACGGUGCAAGUUCACAGCUCUGUACCGAACUGAUACCCACUUGUGUGAGGGGCAGUGGCGUUGCUGUGGUGCACGUUGCUGGCUUUGCGGCAUCUUUCCUGUCACCGUACAUUCUGCACUUGGGCACGUACUCCAAGUCGGCACCCUCUGUAAUCCUGGUCCUGCUCUUCUUCUUGGGCGCCUAUGUCUGUCUGCUGCUCCCCGAGACACGCAACAGGAAGCUGCCCAUCUCUCUCGCCGAGGGGGAGGAGUUUGGCAAGGGCGAGCGAAUGUUUGAUUUUCUGCAGCAGUUGCGCAAAAAGCCGGACACAAAGGACACUGAGCUCCACACAGAGCUGAAAACGCCAGAAAUUAUAGAUACAUAAAAUAAUUUAGUUGCAAUUCAAUAAUCGGACGAAUUAAUUACACUCUAUCAAUUGAAUAUUAAUUUUAAUUUAAACAAAAUUGUUAAACAUUCCAUUGAAAAUAUGAUAAAUUAUGGUUUCACUUAUGGAUUACGUUUAUUAAAUAAUAUUAAUAAGAGUAAAUUUACGCAUCAAUCAAGAACACAUAGUUCGAUCAAGAACCGCUUGCCUCUUAAAUAUAAUUCUUAUGCUCGAAGAAUUUCAUAUAUGUUAUAUGUUAUUUUAUACACAUUGUUCUUAUAUUAAAUCAAUGAUAAUUUCUUAAAACUCUUUGCUACUUUAAUUAAGUACAAAUUAAAUGCCAAAUAAAU
Messenger RNA from Drosophila grimshawi, 2350 nucleotides. RefSeq names its product steroid transmembrane transporter SLC22A24. Gene Ontology annotation, molecular function: transmembrane transporter activity. Gene Ontology annotation, biological process: transmembrane transport. Lineage: Eukaryota; Metazoa; Arthropoda; Insecta; Diptera; Drosophilidae. The transcript has 5 exons. Gene Ontology annotation, cellular component: membrane. Bases 297 to 2000 code for a protein of 567 amino acids. The record is from RefSeq and is a predicted model, not a curated record.